Siniperca chuatsi (mandarin fish) is the source of this 4004-nucleotide messenger RNA. RefSeq names its product heparan-alpha-glucosaminide N-acetyltransferase (gene hgsnat). Bases 664 to 2409 code for a protein of 581 amino acids. The transcript is spliced from 18 exons. The record is from RefSeq and is a predicted model, not a curated record. NCBI's taxonomy places the organism in Eukaryota, Metazoa, Chordata, Actinopteri, Centrarchiformes, Sinipercidae.
CUUUGCUGCCAUUACUUUGGUUGUAGCUGUUUGCGUGGUACCACUGACAGCUGAAAUAUCUACCUGUAAGUACGCCGGACUGUUGACAAGUGAACUAAUGGCAGGAUAGUGCUUCGUAGCUAGGUUAGCUAUAGCUAGCUAAUUACCCAACUGAUGUUCUGCACAAUUUCACAAUCACUUUGACCCAUUUCUGUGUUUAAAUCGUCUUGCAGCAUUGGUGGCUUUCAGCAGCCAACCGAAGAUUCGCCACGAUAGAUAUGUUGUUUAGGUAUUCGACUAUUAGCUAACUUAAGUUAUAACAUCUGUUAGCUCGGGGCUAACUGUAGAUUCGGGCAAAACAACACCAACUCAAGAAGACAAUUGACAGUCGAAGAAUGAGCUCCAGUUUGAACUUCCCUCCUGGGGGUAGUUUACGGAUUAAAUCAGCAUGUGACCACGGGGCUCUGCAGCCAUAACUUCAGCCCUCUCACAUGCUUUUUUCUUCCAGGCAGCAACGUUAGCUGACUGGCUAUAGCUUGAAGUUAGAUUGCAGUUUUUUUUUCAUUCCGUCUACCCAUCAAGAUACCACACACUUUGAUAUGGAAUAGGUUUCUCGUCCAUAACGAUAGCAGUGAACCAUAUGUUUGAGCUGGCUUCCCUCAUCAUAAGCACUUAGUCCUGAGGAUGGAUGAGGCAUUUCUGACAGUCAACAAUGAGCUGGACCACGAGGUGGUGGUGUCCUGGAUGUCAGAGCGCUGCUACCAUUGUUUGUACCAGCAGCUAGGGGUGGUACCUGCAGGUCCCAGUGCUGGCCAGCCCAGUUCAGUAGACUUUGUUGUGAGCACACAGCAUGAAAUUACACUACAGCUCAACAGCACUUCUGUCAACCUGGAGCUCUGCACAGUUCCUUUCCAUUUUGGGGAGCACGGCAACUACUCUCUGUGGGUGAAAAAUCUGAGUGACUCCUCAGUAGUCAACUGCUCCAUAGUGACUGAUGCAGACCCCGUCAACAGCUACAUACCGAUCUUGGUAGCUUUUCUUAUCUUUGCUGGACUGGCCUUGGUGUCUGCCAUUGGAAAAACAAUAUUAGGGCUCGAUGUAGUGAAGAGUAUCCUCUUCCGAAUUGGCGGCUCCAUGGAGACAGAGAGGCUCAUUAACUCUGAACUGGGCUCCCCUGGAAGGACAGUGGCAACAGUUACUGACAACAUCCUUCCUCCAGCACCCAGCCCCAGCAAGAGGCUGCGGUCUCUGGACACAUUCAGAGGUGUUGCUUUAGUCAUUAUGGUGUUUGUGAACUAUGGAGGGGGACGAUACUGGUUCUUUAGACACGAAAGCUGGAAUGGCCUUACUGUUGCAGAUCUAGUCUUCCCUUGGUUUGUGUUUAUAAUGGGGACAUCCAUCGCCCUGUCUAUCAACUCCCUGCUCCGUGCAGGCUCAACUCGCUGCUCACUGCUGAGGAAAGUUGUGUGGAGGAGCCUGCAGCUCUUCAUCAUCGGGGUCUUCAUCAUCAACCCAAACUACUGCCAGGGACCAUUAUCUUGGGACAACCUGCGGAUCCCAGGUGUGUUGCAGCGCCUGGCCUGGUCAUACCUAGCUGUAGCCUGCCUGGAUCUGUUGGUGGCGAGAGGUCAUCUUGACAUCCUUACAACGGAUGCUUGGUGGUCCCCCGGCCUUGACAUCUUGCUGUAUUGGCCAGCCUGGCUGUGCGUGCUUCUCUUAGAAAUCAUCUGGCUAUGCCUCACUUUCCUACUUCCUGUACCAGAUUGCCCAACAGGCUACCUGGGUCCAGGUGGGAUUGGGGACAUGGGCCUGUAUGCUAACUGCACCGGUGGAGCGGCUGCUUUCAUCGACAGAUGGCUGCUUGGAGUAAACCACAUCUACCAGACUCCCUCAUCACGGGGCAUUUAUGCAACUCAUAUGCCAUAUGAUCCAGAAGGUGUUCUUGGCAGCAUCAACUCUAUCCUCAUGGCUUUUCUUGGAUUACAGGCAGGAAAAAUAAUCUUACACUACAGAGAUCUCCACACAAGUAUCAUGUCAAGGUUUCUUAUAUGGGGUCUGUUAUUGGGAGUCAUAUCAGCAGUUCUGACCAAGUGUUCCACAGACCAGGGCUUCAUUCCUGUCAACAAGAACCUAUGGUCUCUGUCCUAUGUGACAACACUGGCCUGUUUUGCGUAUGUGCUGCUAGUACUGAUGUACUACACAGUGGAUGUGAAGAAGUGGUGGUCUGGAGCACCUUUCUACUACCCUGGUAUGAACUCCAUCCUUGUGUAUGUGGGCCAUGAAGUGUUUGAGGAGUACUUCCCCUUCCGUUGGCGCAUGGCCAACAGCCAAUCCCACACUGAGCAUCUCACCCAGAACCUUGUGGCUACUUCCUGUUGGAUCUUCAUCUCCUACGUGCUCUACAGAAAGAAGAUUUUCUUGACAAUUUAGAAGUGGAGUCCCUAAAUGAUGGGACAUUCAGACAACAAUACCAGAGGACAUCGCUAGAGUUAAAAUCUGACAACAUUUGGAAAGCUGUAAACAGGAGACUGAUUUCUUUUGUCAAAACUAUGGUGGUUCUCUGUCUCUGAACACCUAUGGGUUUCACCUCUUUCUUUUUCAGUUUUUUCAAUUUUUAGUCACUUCUUCUAUAGGACCGUAAAAAAGACUUUUUCCAAAGACCUUCAUAUAUGAAACAGCUGAUCCCUGCCAAAUAUCUUAACUGACUCAGGAAGAACGUGUCCAAGAAUAGUUUGAGAAUUAUUAAGACUGACAUUGUUAAUCUGUUGUUAAUCUGUGACUGUGUUAUAUAUGCUGGUUUUCAUUCCUCAUCUUGUACCACAGACUGCAGCAGCAGGUUGUUUCAGUAGUGGUUAAAGAAGCCCUUGUUGACGUCCCCUUGAAAGAAUCCCUGCUGCCAUCUUAAGUACUGUUGCAUUACCCUGAAAACUAAAGUGGGUUUUUGUGAGAUUGACUCUUCAAAACCAGAAAGAGACAGUAAAUGAUGUACAAGAGAAAAGGCUACCAAGAAUGCAUUGUGAUAUUUCAUCAUUUCCACUACACAGUGGAAGAUGGAAGUGAUAUGUAAACAAGGGGAAACAGUAUGUAGAGGUUUUAAAAUAUGAAAGUUAAACAUCUGCAAUGUAUCAUUCGUCACUUGUCUCUUUAGACGUAAUCAUCAUUUAUUAUUGUCAGUUUGUAGGCUUUCUAAAGUGCAAGUGUUUUUUCCAUUUGCAAUCUUCUGCUCCCCCUUCGACCCUGCUCCCUCGCUCAGCAAGUGUCCAGUGGUGUGACCUAUGAUGCUACCUGUUACCAAGUAAUGAGGGGAAGUGAAGGAGGGCAUGUCCCAUGACUAUUGAACCCCACUGGUGGUUGCUCGUUUAGCAUUUUGGUUAAAUCAGAAGCAUGCAUGUGGGUUAAUCUUUUUGAUUAGGUUUUCAAAAACAGAAGUUAAAGAACUGCCUUUUUUUAUUACUUUGUUACACAUGUCCCUUUUUAUGUUAGCAUUGCUAACAUAUCUGCAACAUUGAAGUGAUGAACACAUUAAUGCUGCCAUAAUUAUAAUCCAGUGAUAUGAUAUAUCACUAUAUAUGAUUCUGAAAUGGGCCAUUCUGCAUAAUGAGUACUUUUACUUUUGAUACUUUAAGCAUAUUGUACUUUUACUUACGUAAGAGUUUGAAUGCAGGACUUUUACUUGUUAUAGAGUGUUUUGUUACAGAGUGCUACUUUUACUUAAGUAAAAGAUCUGAAUACUUCCUUCACCACUGUUGACGAUGUCUUAUCUCACCAUAAAACUAUGCUGCCAUUACUCCCACAGUACUGUGUAAAUGUGGCCGCUUUCUACGAUUGGCAUUUAAUAUACAUAUUACAUUUCUUAACACUUUAGCAAAAUCAUAUUUUCAAUCUGUAGGUUAUCUGAUUGCUGGAAUAAUUGUUCAUCUAGUACUGCCUAAAUUGAUUAAAUUAAUUUUGUCAAACUUUUACACAUUUAUUUUUUUAUAUCCACUGCUUGAAAAGUUUAUGUAAUAAAACUUAUUCCAAAAUAG